Pseudomassariella vexata is the source of this 1047-nucleotide messenger RNA. RefSeq lists its product as uncharacterized. The record is from RefSeq and is a predicted model, not a curated record. The transcript has 3 exons. NCBI's taxonomy places the organism in Eukaryota, Fungi, Ascomycota, Sordariomycetes, Amphisphaeriales, Pseudomassariaceae. The coding region runs from base 63 to 986 and encodes 307 amino acids.
CAAAUUUUCCGACUCGUUCUUUCUUGUCGACCUACUUCAUCGCACAAUCAAUAUUGUCUACCAUGGCGCAGUCUACACCAAGCAGGCCACUCGACUUGACACUAAGUCCUCUUUUUGGAGAUCCUCCCGAUGCCGCGACCAGCAACAUUUGGCGGGUGGUGAACACCUACCUCAUCAGUCCAUCUGAGGACGCGGGCGCUGCGGCAGAAGAGCUCGCAUCGCACCUUACAGUCUCCAACCUUGCUCUAGCCGAGGAUGACCCUUUCAACCCAUAUCGGUGGGUCGAACUUAUAUUUGCGAUUUGCUUUCAUAUCACGGAGCAAGUUCCCUGGGACCACAAAUGGCAACAUCGUCUCGUGUCAUUAGUUGCUGCGCUUAAGAUGCAGCCAGAUCCGCCUGUUGAGGUGGGAGAUGCGCUGAUGUCUACGUUUAGCUUGCCGCAAGAGAACUUUUCCUGGAAAGACCUCCCAACCCGGGUAGUCGGCAACUUAUGUGACAUCAAAGGACCGUUCGAGCGCCACCAACCGCGCCAAUACUUCAGACCCGAAAUCAAAGACCGGGCCCUACAUGCGGAUGCGUUGGCCAGCGUCAACCGAUUCCUCGCACUUGUCGUAGCAGAUGCCGACGAUAACCUCUGGCGGGAAUUACUUGUCCGCGGUGUCAAGAUUCUUAGAGAUGCGCUCGAAGUCUCUAGGCGCGUAUAUAGUCUGGAGGACAACCUGCCUGCUGCCGCGGUGUGGAUAUUGACGGCGGGUCGAACGAUAUAUGCGCAGCGAGGGCUGGAUAUGAGAACGCGGAAUGAUGUAUGGGAGGAGCAGGGCGAGGAUUAUUAUGGGCCGGAUGGGAUUAAUGAUGACAGAUGGCAGGGAGUCUGGAGCCUUUCAUGUUGGCUUUAUUGCAUAAAUUCCCAAUCUCUUUACGGCACAUUUAUCAAAAACCUCGGUUCCAUCCGCGUGGCUCAGGUCCAACUUGGAUUCUACGGCUGAAAGUAUUCUAAUAUUUUUUCUAGUUUUGAAAAGAGAGUUUCUACGAGUUUUCCGAGACGAG